GCGCCGCCGUUGCGAACCGGCUUAAGCCGCCUUCCUAAAAUGUGCGCGUGAGCCGCGAAUGCGUGAACAGCUUGAUAUUUAAUAUUGGUCAAACGCAUUAUUCAAGCGCAUCAAAUGAUUAAAAAAUAUAAUUCAAAGUUUAAGUCGUUUUACAAAAGCAUAAUCUAAAACUGACGACGCAUAAUCAUAUUUGAAGAAGUAGCAAGUAUACAUGAAAGCUGCAGCAUCAUGUCACGCACAGGAGGUAAAGUAGUCGCUAAUUUGCGGGAUAAAUUUGUGUUACACGACAAGAUACGAUGGUUCCCUGGGCAUAUGACGAAAGGUUUGAGGCAGAUGCAACAACAGCUGAAAAAUAUCGAUUGCAUUCUGGAGGUUCAUGACGCACGAGUACCGGUCUCUGGACGUUACGCGGACUAUAGCAGGAGUCUGACAAGCCUGAAGCCGCAUAUACUUGUAUUGAGUAAAAAUGAUUUAGCCGAUGCAAAAUAUUCAGAGAGCGUAAUCUCUGCGUUGAACAGAGAAGGGCUGUCUAAUGUAAUCUUCACGAAUCUUAAAGAUCAAUCCUGCAAAAACAUGAGAAAGAUCUUACCUUUAGCCAAGAAAUUGAUCAAGACUUCAAAUCGUUAUAACAGAAUGCAGGAGGAAUCGUAUUCCAUGAUGGUGAUCGGUGUACCCAAUGUUGGAAAGUCCUCUCUGAUUAAUCGCUUGAGAAGCAAUCACCUUGGUCUGAGUAAAGCUACUCACGUUGGUGCGGUGGCUGGUAUUACGCGAUCCGUAUUAACUCGUAUAAAGAUAUCGGAAGAUCCAACGAUAUAUCUACUCGAUACACCGGCAAAAAUGUUUGCAAGAGUAACGUUUUACCCAACCUUGUUGUACAACAUUGUUAUGGAAAGAGUCACGACGCGAAAUUGGUACGACAGGAUAGACGAGACAGUCGUAUUAGGCGCCUUACCGUUUCGAUGGACGACAAAGCAGUUAAUCGAGGAAGAAAAUAUCAAAGCUGUUGUCUCCAUGAACGAAGAUUACGAACUAUCUUCAUUAUCUAAUACGGAAAAGGAAUGGCAUGAAAACAAUGUAGAAUUUCUGCAAUUGUCCACAACGGACAUCUUUGAAGCACCUUGUCAAGAAAAGCUGGAGAAUGGCGUAAAUUUUAUUAAUAAAUUCCGCGGCGUAUCGAAAACUGGACCUAGAACUGGAACUAGAAAACUGGAUGACUCUAGUAAUAUUGAUAGUACUGAUCAAUCUGGUACUGUUUAUGUUCAUUGUAAAGCAGGAAGAACAAGAAGCGCAACAUUGGUCGCAUGCUACUUGAUGAUGAAAAAUAGUUGUACGCCCGAGGAAGCGGUAAAUUACAUACGAAUAAAAAGGCCACACAUACUACUCCAUACGGCACAAUGGUCCGCACUGAGGCAGUUUUACAUGAAACAUGUAGUAUCUCAAUAUAUAUAAAACUAAUUAGUUUAUAUAUAUAUCAUUCGUUGCCUAAUUUAUGUAAACGGAAACAACAUAUAGACAUAUACAUAUAAAUGUCGUGCACAUUGCGUGAUACGUUAAUGUGAUACGAUAUUCUACCUGGGCAUAGCAAAAAAACUAAAGAGUAAAAAGUCAAAUAAUAAAAAAUAAAGUACAAUGUAAAACGCAAAUAUAAAUUUAUUGUAGCUGUAUUUCUAAUCUAAAGUUUGUAACAAAUAUACUCUUUUACUGAUUGUUA
Ooceraea biroi (clonal raider ant) is the source of this 1711-nucleotide messenger RNA. RefSeq names its product protein tyrosine phosphatase, mitochondrial 1 (gene PTPMT1). The record is from RefSeq and is a predicted model, not a curated record. Gene Ontology annotation, molecular function: phosphatidylinositol-4,5-bisphosphate 5-phosphatase activity; phosphoprotein phosphatase activity; GTP binding. Gene Ontology annotation, cellular component: mitochondrion. Lineage: Eukaryota; Metazoa; Arthropoda; Insecta; Hymenoptera; Formicidae. Gene Ontology annotation, biological process: protein dephosphorylation; mitochondrial translation.